Dryobates pubescens (Downy woodpecker) is the source of this 6758-nucleotide messenger RNA. RefSeq names its product lemur tyrosine kinase 2 (gene LMTK2). NCBI's taxonomy places the organism in Eukaryota, Metazoa, Chordata, Aves, Piciformes, Picidae. The transcript is spliced from 14 exons. Bases 155 to 4663 code for a protein of 1502 amino acids. Gene Ontology annotation, molecular function: ATP binding; protein kinase activity. Gene Ontology annotation, biological process: protein phosphorylation. The record is from RefSeq and is a predicted model, not a curated record.
UGGGGUUCUGUGAGGGGAGUGGGGCAGCGGGGUCCGAUGCCGCGGGCAGCCGCGCCGCGGAGGCGGGGGGCAGUGGCUGCCGCGGGGGCUCGCUGGAGACGCUGAGAACCUCGGGCCCCGUAUUCGGUGCCGGCUCGGUCCGGGAGCGGAAGGCAUGCAGCAGUGCGGGGGUCUCGGUGGGGGUGCCGGGCGGCGGAGAGGCGGCCCGCUACCCUUCGGGUCCCGGCGCCCGUUCGGAAUCGUUUUCCUGUUGUCGCUUCUCUUGGGGAGCGGCGGGGCGACUCCGCUUCCGCGAGCAGGUGCAGGAGAAGGAGCUACAGCUGAAGUUUCCUCCUUGUUUGUGAUUCUGUCUAUAUGUACUCUAGUAGUACUGGUAAUACUGCUUGCAAACUGUGUCUCCUGCUGUAAAGACCCUGAGAUAGAUUUCAAGGAAUUUGAGGAUAACUUUGAUGAUGAAAUAGAUUUUACACCUCCAGCAGAAGAUACUCCAUCUGUUCAGUCUCCAGCAGAAGUGUUUACUCUUUCAGUUCCCACUAUUGCUUUACCAACUCCCUCCCAGUUCCCCUCUCGUGCAGAUGGAUCAAAGUCUCAAGUUGCACGACAGAGUCUAAACUACAUCCAGGAAAUUGGAAAUGGUUGGUUUGGAAAGGUUCUGCUUGGCGAGAUCUACACAGGCACUAGUGUAGCAAGAGUAAUAGUGAAGGAGCUGAAGGCAAGUGCAGGCCCCAAGGAGCAAGAACAGUUUCUAAGAAAUGGAGAACCAUACUACAUUCUUCAGCAUCCAAAUGUUCUCCAGUGUAUUGGGCAAUGUGUGGAAUCCAUUCCUUAUCUCCUAGUUUUUGAGUUCUGUGACUUGGGUGACCUAAAAACUUACAUCUGCAAUGAGCAGGAGCACAUUAAAGGAGAUUCACAAAUAAUGCUGCUGCAGAGAAUGGCAUGUGAGAUUGCUGCUGGGCUUGCUGUGAUGCAUAAACACAAUUUUGUGCACAGUGACCUGGCCCUACGGAAUUGCUUUCUCACAUCUGAUUUAAAUGUCAAAGUAGGAGAUUAUGGUAUAGGAUUCAGCAGGUAUAAGGAAGAUUAUAUUGAGACAGAUGAGAAGAAACUUGUUCCUCUCCGAUGGACUGCACCUGAGUUAGUAACAACUUUUCAAGACAGGCUGUUAUCAGCAGAGCAAAAUAAAUACAGUAACAUAUGGUCCCUGGGUGUCACUUUGUGGGAGCUGUUUGAGAAUGCUGCUCGGCCUUACCCAGACUUUUCUGACAGGGAAGUCCUAACCCACGUCAUAAAGGAGAAGCAGGUUAAACUCUUCAAGCCACGUCUGGAACAGCCAUACUCUGAUAGAUGGUUUGAAGUUCUGCAGUUCUGCUGGCUACCUCCAGAAAAGAGACCGACAGCAGAAGAAGUGCAUAGACUUUUAACUUACCUUCGCAUGCAAAGCCAAAGGGACUCGGAGAUUGAUUUUGAACAGCAGUGGAAUGCUCUUAAACCAAACACCUCAAACAGAGAAACAAAUAAUUCUGCGUUUCCAAUCUUGGAUCACUUCACAGGAGAUAGACUUGGCCAUGAGAUGGAGGAAGUUCUCACUGUAACUGAAACAAGCCAAGGUCUCAGCUUUGAGUAUGUCUGGGAGGCAGCUAAACAUGAUCACUUUGAUGAAUGUGGUCAUGUGAAUCCUGAUGAAGCACUGGCAUACACAAGUAUUUUCUUCCCAGUGGAUGUUUUUGAGAGGUCGCUUUCAGAGCAAGGGUCGGGAGCACAGGAUGGAAGUGGUCAAGAAGCAUCACUUGCUGUCCCUGGGGUGUUACCUGUGUUUGAUGCACACAAGCUUUCUGUUGGCAAUGACUACUAUAUCCAGUUAGAGGAAAAAGGAAGUGGCUGCAGCAUGAAUUUUGAUAACCAAUCAGUUGUGCUAACUACAGAAGUUGAUCAUCAAGAAGCUGUACAUGAAAAAAGUUCUCAUUUCACGGUUCUCAGGGAUCUUGAUGUUGAAGAAUCUAGCACUGAUGGGGACUUCUUCCACUGCAAUACAGAUCCUAAAGAGCAAAUUUUACCUGCUUCUAAUAGUCCAGAAAGUCCUUUCCAGAAUAUAUUUAAUGACAUUGACAGAUCAGAAGAGUUAACAAGUGGAAAAAUACUUGGGUUUGCUGAAACAAAUGAUAUUUCUAAAGACUUCAAACCAGUUGUUUUAAAUUCAAAUAGAGAUGCUAGAAUGGCAGUGGGCCUUUCUGAGAAGGAGCAUUCUAGUCAUGCUUCUGGAAAUGAAAUUCUUUCCUUAUGUGAAAAUAUCUCUAACCAGUCUGACUUGGUAACUUUAGAAGAACUUUCUGAUAACUUCUUAUUUCUUCAAGAGAAAAACUUAUUAACAGGGUUUUUGUCUAACAAAACUGGCAGUGAUCUGGAGCAAAAACCAGAUGAUGUUCUAAAAAGUAUAUUAGAAACCUCCAAUAGAAACUCUGUAGAGCCUGAACCUGUGCUGGCUGAAAAUGCACAGGUCUUUUCUUUAAUACAUGGAAGUCUUAAAACAGUGAAAGAUGAGAAUUUUAACCCAGUGACAGUGAAUAAAGGUCCAAAUGCUCAGUCUCAGACUACUGUAGAGGUGCAGGCAUACUCUAGUCCACCUGCCGGACAUAAGUCAUGUGAUAAACAUGCAAAUCUUCCUUCUUUGAAGGAUGAGGGAAAGCCUUUAAAUGUGGAAGUCAAUGAAGUCAUGUCUUGUACUGCUGAUACUCUCUGUCAAGAAGAGCUAUCCAAUAAUGCCAAAAAUAAUAAUGCUUGUUACGGUGUUGCUGUUGAAACAGAGGAGUGUGAUGCACAAAUAAAAGAGGGAAUGCUUCUCAAGUCUGAAAUAGCUUUUAAUAGUGAAAAACGUGGUGAUCAGGAAGAUGUAACAAGAAACUUACAAGAUAAGUCUCCUAUAUUAAGAAAAGAUGAAUGUUUAGUGGAGGAAAGACAAGAAACAGCAAAUCAUUUUGAGAACUGUAAGGAUGUUCCAGACGAGGUGACCUUAAUUUCUGUUUCAGCUUCAGAUUGUACAAGUCAGGAUAGUCUUUUGGAAGACAGCCCUUCUCCUAUUCAAACUGUAGAUCAAGCCUUAGAGACACCUGAUUCUUUGGAUUCUUUAGAUGUAAAUGAGGUUUUAGAAUCUUUACAGGCUCAGAGUCCUCAGAAACUUUUACCACCUGAUAAACCUGCUGACAGUGGCUAUGAAACGGAGAACCUGGAAUCUCCAGAAUGGACUUCCCACAUCACUGCUGAGGAUGCUUCUAAUGGAGAUACUGCCCUCUGUGCUGUCAGUGAGAGCAGUGUCAGCAUUUUGCCUUCUAAUCCAGUCAUAAUUGUUUCUGAGGCAGCAGCUUGUUUAGAUGCAGUGAACAGCAAUUUUGAAAUAUCCCCAAAGGUUUUCCUGGGUGGAAAUCAAAACUCAUACAGAGACUCUGCUUAUUUCUCUGAUAAUGAUUCUGAGCCAGAUAAGAAAACCGAAGAGGCUUUAAACCUGUCCAGAGAGGCAGCACAUGCUGUUUCUUCAAAUGGAGAGAAUAAUACCCAAAAGGAUUACAGUUUUGAAGAGGGACAGCAAAAAUGUGAUGAAAAGAAUUACCAGGAUACCAAUCAUCAAAAUGCAAACCCAGAACUAAAUCACAACUUAGAGAUUCAAGAGGUGAACGAAAGGACGCAGGGGUGUCCUGAGGAGUGGGCUGAGGCAACUCUGAAUUCCCUGGAAAUAUCAAUGGAAAGUAGCUUAGGUGAUGAAAUGAAACAGUCUGAAACUUCCCAUAAAACUGUCUCUUGUGUUGGCACUAAUACUUCAGAACUUCUUUCACACAGAGACUUGAAGUCUGUCCAUAACAUCCAUGGUGCUUUAGAUCUGAGUAGCAGUGAGAAGUCCUUCUAUCACACUGAAGGACAAAAACUGAAAGAGCCUGAUAUUGAGGGAAAAUACCUGGGCAAACUCGAUGUUUCUGGAAUGCUUGAUUUAGAAGAUGGUGAUGAUGCGGAUGAGGAAGAUGAAAACAGUGAUUCUGAGGAUGACAUGAGGACUUUUCAUAUGCAUAGUCUGAGCUCUGACAGUGAAGAUGAAACUGUUCAUCAAGUACCUGAGAUACUUACUGACAGGGAUGAUGGAAAACAUCUGAGGAGCUUGUUGAAACUUCCACAACCUCUUCCUGAAAGGCAACAUGAGCAUUGGAAAAGUGAGAAGAAGGCUGUAACAUUCUUUGAUGAUGUGACAGUCUAUUUGUUUGAUCAGGAAACACCAACUAAGGAGCUGGGAAACCGUGCGGCAGACUUGAAUGGGGAAGGCUCUUGCAGCGCUCCUGUUCCAUCCUCCAAUUUAAGCUACUUAAACAGAUUUGCAAACUCAGAAAGCUCAACAGAUGAAGAAGGUGGGGGUUUUGAAUGGGAUGAUGACUUUUCUUCUCCAGAGCCAUCCUUUAUAUCAAAGGCAGCUAAUAGUGUUAUUAGUUCUAAACCACCUCUUCAGUCAUCAAAGUACUUCUCUCCACCUCCACCUUCCCGGACUCUUGAUCAGAACUGGUCGCAUUCGUCCCCUUACUCCAGAUUCUCUAUCUCUCCUGCAAACAUGGCAAGCUUUUCUCUUACACAUCUUACAGAUUCAGAUAUAGAACAAGGAGGAAGCAGUGAAGAUGGAGAAAAAGAUUAAAUUCAUUAAAACUUCCUUGGACUGCAUACAUAAAACAUACAGACUUUGUGUCUGAAGCUUCUUUAUCUAAACUCUGGAUCCUCCUGGAUUAACACAGGUAAUCAAGAAGAAAUGAAAGUAAACACUGAAAGCAAUGUUAAAUCAGGACAUUAAUUUGAAUGUGUAUUUAACUUUGUAAUGUAUUUUUAAAUCAGUGCAAUUUUGCUUUUCAUUGAAAGAUGAUUCUGCCGCUGUUUUCAAGUACUUGAAGUAUUUUUCAGAUAACUUAAGAAACAAGUAGAGCAAUUACACUACAGUCUGGUUUAUGUAUGGGGUUGUAAUAUAUUCUUUUUAUAUUUUUUCAUGUAGUUCAUUAUCUAUUUGAACAUACACCUGUUGUAGAAUUGUGUAUAACUGUCCUGUGCAACAGGUGGCUGUGUUGCUACAACUGUAAGAAUGAUAGUUGAUCAGUAGUGAGCCAUAUUUAUUCCAAAAGAUAUCACUACAUAUUACUUUGCUUAUUACAAUUGCACUAUGAAUUACUCUUCCUUUAUUUCCUGAUGAUGUACAGAAUCAAAUCAUAAACCUUUCAAGGAAAACAGGACAAGUUGAAUUGGCCCAGUUAUACCGUUUAAUUUGUCCUUUUUGUAGCCUUUGCUAUGCACGGUACUUGUAAAACGUACAUAACUUCUGAGUGUUCUGUUAGACUUGCUGAAAUCUUAUCUCCAGUACCAUUUCUAAAUGAUAAUGAUUACAGAUUGGUUGUUAGUGUUCAUGUUUUAUAGGAAACUGGAAAAGAAUACAUGACAUACUCUGAUGUUUUUAGAUGAAAGAGGUGGUGUCUCUUAAUUCCUGAAUAUGAUCCUACUGACUGCUUGAACUGUAAUAGCCUCUGUCUAUAUCAUAAUCAAAGGCCUUCCAGUUUUUACUACAAUUUCUGCCUUGGAGAGAAAAGAGGAAAAAUUGGCUGUAGAAAACUGUGGAAUUCAUGAAUCUUACAAAAAGACUAAUUUCAAAAGACUGGAUUUGGGCACACUUGGCCCUUCAGUUCUACAUUCUGUGAAUUUUGAAGCUUACUCUUCUGCGGACUGCAGAUUGGGGCUGCCUUUCAGAGGCCUGUGGUAAAUCUACCUCUCAGCGAUGUUAUGACAAUUAAGAAUUAGAUUAAUGGUUAAUGCCCAAUUUUGCACCCUUGAUAAGACCUGACUUAUUUUUUGAUGUCUGCAAGGCUCCGUGGUACAUCUUGAAAUGCACAUUGACCAAAAGAUGUAGUAAAGUUUGCUCUGAUACGGUCUGCUGUAGGGAAGGGAAUACAAUGUGGGUUUUUUUAACCUUCAUACGUGACCAUGCAUUAAGCUUGCUUCAUCUUUUAAACUGCUUGGAAAUAAUAAAAGAAAAAAAAUUGAAAAAAAAUCCUUAAUUAUUGUUCUAAAGUGAGUUCAGUUGAGAAAAAAAUUCCCAGACCUCUUGGAAUGCCUUAUGCAGGUGUGGAUCUGCAGGGAAACACUGAUAGGAACAGUUCACCUGGCUUUGUAUUUUAGUGGGUUUCAGCAUAGUGCGCUGUGUUCAGAUCUGUCACUAGAGGAUUUUUAUCACAGGGAAAUACAGGAGGACAAGAUAUUUUCAGAUAUGUGAAGUUUGGGUUUGUAUAUCUCUAUACACAUUUGGAUUAAUUUCAUUUUUUAAAGUAUAUUUCAAAGCGACAGGAAUAUGCUAACUGCUUUUGGUUUUUUCCCUCGGCAUCCUUUAGCCCUUAACCAGAAUGGUUUCCAUACCAAUCAAAAGGGAAUGAUUUAAGUUACAGUGUUAUUUCAAGCUGACAUUGUAUUGUUGAGAUGACUUUGAGGCACUCAAGUUCAGAGUUAGUUAGAACUGGUCUUUGGUAUGAAGUAAGGAACAGAAUUUUUCAUGGAUUUUUCCCAAAACAUGGUUUAAGAGGCAGAGCCAAGCAACUCUUAAUACAGGCUUGUAGUAUAUACUGUACAGAGCUUAAGGAAGCUAUGUGCUACACUCAAUAUAUUAAUACACAAAUGAUAGACUGUGCACAAAUUAUUGCUUAGAAAACCUGUAAUUCUAACAUUAAACUCCUUGAUAUAAUUAGAUUUAAAGUAUCUCU